This is a messenger RNA of Trematomus bernacchii (emerald rockcod), 4788 nucleotides long. Its product is annotated as bifunctional 3'-phosphoadenosine 5'-phosphosulfate synthase 2-like. NCBI's taxonomy places the organism in Eukaryota, Metazoa, Chordata, Actinopteri, Perciformes, Nototheniidae. Bases 1909 to 3975 code for a protein of 688 amino acids. Gene Ontology annotation, biological process: 3'-phosphoadenosine 5'-phosphosulfate biosynthetic process; sulfate assimilation. Gene Ontology annotation, molecular function: adenylylsulfate kinase activity; ATP binding; sulfate adenylyltransferase (ATP) activity. The record is from RefSeq and is a predicted model, not a curated record. The transcript has 12 exons.
GCGUUUCCAGCGGCCUCGUUUGAACAGACACGUUAAAUGAAACAAAUGCAUGUGAACGGAAGACUUUUUUGAAUACGCAUACUGUGCAUAAACGCAAACGGUCCCGUGUGAGCGGGGCCUCUAUGCCUAAACCAUGUUCAAAUCAUUGUUUGGCAUGGCCUUUUAUCUGGAAGAAGAAAAACAUAAGAAAACAUUUUAACUCGCUUCGCCUUAAGGCUGAGAAAAUGCAGAUUUAGUUUCAGAAAUUGAUCCCGGCCUAGCUUUUAAUUCCAUACAACCUGUACCAUUACAGUAUUGCUUUUGCUAAGGUUUCUCUCCAGCAGUUAAAUUGUGUUUGCAGUGUACACAUUUUAUUUAGCUUUUACCAAAAUCCUUUCUUCUUGGUUUGAAAGAGCACAAGAUUGUGUGGUCUGUCUGAAUGACGACAUGAAUGGUGGUGUUUAAUACAUUACACUAACACUUUCCUUACAAGUCCUUUUAGUUUCCUAUUCAAAUAUUUUUGGCAGGCGUGUUUCCGUUUUAUUGCUCUGAAUGUAAUGAUCAUGGUUUGAUUAAACUGUAACCUAAGUUAUGGGCUAACUUUACAAGUUCUCUGGUCCUUAUUUCUCUUAUCGUACUUUUGUCUGGUAAAUUAUUUGUUUUGUGAACGGGUGUUAUUUAUUUUCUCUUUAUACAAUAUAUAUUAUUCAUGUUAUUGUAGGAUUUAAUUAAAAAUAGUAAACUAAUUUAGAUAUUUUUGAUAGAGUAUUCCAUGCAUUAUCGAUGCAUCUAUGCGUUGUUAUCAUUGUUAGUGGUCGGUAAAGUGUAACUUAGUUUCAUGCAUAAUAAUCAGUGAUUGAAUGUCACUAAGUACAUUUACUCAAGUAGUAAGUCCAAUUGUGAGGAACUUGUACUUCACUUGAGCAUUUUCCCAUGAUGUUACUUUAUACUUUAACUUACUACAUUUGAGGCAUAUUUUUUGGUUUUUACUCCACUACAUGUUUUUAAUAAAUUGAUUUAGCUACUUUGCAGGUAUGGAUUUAUAACACAGAAUAUAAAUCAACUAAUAAAUCAAUAUGCUGAACUACCCAGCAGUAGGCUAUAGCAAGCAAUUUAAAUAAUCCCUACCUUUACCAAGUGAACAUUGACAUUAAUGCAUUGAUUAUAACUAUAAUACAAAAAUGUAACAUCUGAUAUGGGCCAUAGGCCUACUGGAAAAUUAGUACUUUUACUUUUGUACUUGAAGUAUGUUUUGAUGCCAAUACUUUUUGUGUAGGAUAUCAUUUGUAGCCAACAAGUGUCACUAAUUGCGAAUCAUAAAGCAAAUAACCCUGUGUGUAUAGCCAUGACACAUUAUUAAUGUAUUAAAUAAACUAUGACUGCCCUUAUUGCAGUAUGUGGUCUUCAGGUAAAGCCUCUUAAAAUAACACGUUGGUAUAUCAUCUACCUGUCUCACUGGAACACAGAGUUCCAUUGCAGGUUUGGGGGAUUUGGCAGUUAGUUUUGAUCCCUCACUUAACAUCAAAUCGUUUAACCUGCAAGAUGGGGAACGUAAUUUUGUGUGAAAGACUUCGGCUGAAUAACAUUACGGUAGUGUGAAACUGUAUAACCCGGAGAGUAACGUAAACGUUCUGCCUUUUUGCCCCAAUAUACUGUAAUAAAGCUAACGUAAAUCAACGGACGUUAGUUGUAAUAUCCCUGCUGAAGUUACUGUUCUGCCUCGUAACCGUGUGUUUCUUGUAACCUGAACUGGGAGUGAUAUAAACUCGAAGUAAUAUGAACAAAAACGUUCCUUGGACACAGUGUAUGUGUAACUUUAGUUUACAAAGUAAAAAUAUAAGUAAAUAUCCCGCCCGACCUCUGUCCCAGACGGGUCGGGUGAGGUGCCCGGCCCCGUCAUGUCACUGGAGACCGCCACACUAAAGAAGUAUGCAGAUUUCUAGGCUUCGGAGGAGGAGUAGAAGAAAGCCUGGAGGCUGGUCUAGCGGAAUGCUACGUGUCUUGGAAGCUGGACGUCCCUUUUUAAACCCCCCUCCGUCUUCCUCGAUAACCAAAUUUUGGAGGUUCCAGCUCCCUCAUCCAGGCCUGUCCGAAGCGGUCCGAGUGAGUCCCCGGAGUUCAGCAGUCCUACGGCGGUGUUACACUCGAAAAAUGUCCGGCGUGAAAAAGCUUCGUACGGAUCUCAACAGGUCGACCAAUGUGGUGUACCAGGCCCACAAUGUCAGCCGCACCAAGAGAGGGCAGGUGGUGGGCACCAGGGGGGGCUUCAGAGGCUGCACCAUCUGGCUCACCGGUUUAUCGGGUGCUGGAAAGACUACUAUCAGUUUUGCCCUGGAAGAAUUCCUCGUGUCCCACGCUAUUCCGUGCUACUCACUGGACGGAGACAACAUCCGCCAAGGGCUGAACAAGAACCUGGGCUUCUCUUCCAUAGACCGCGAGGAGAACAUCCGGCGUAUUGCUGAGGUGGCCAAACUGUUUGCUGACGCCGGGAUGGUGUGCGUCACCAGCUUCAUCUCUCCUUUCAGCAAGGAUCGGGAAGAGGCGAGGAAGAUCCAUGCAGGUGUAGGGCUGCCAUUUUUUGAGGUGUUUAUCAACGCUUCUCUUGAGCUGUGUGAGAGCAGGGAUGUAAAAGGACUUUACAAGAAGGCUCGCGCCGGAGAGAUCAAAGGUUUCACUGGGAUUGACGCAGAUUAUGAGCGUCCUGAGGCGCCGGAUCUUGUGCUGAAAACCGGAGAGCUCACAGUGAACGAGUGCCUGCAUCAGGUGCUGGAGCUGCUCAGGGAGCAGAACAUUGUACCAGGCGAGAUCAUGGAGGAGGUGAAUGAACUCUUUGUUAAAGAGAACAAACUGAAUCUUGCUGUGGCUGACGCGAACACGCUUCCUACCAUCAGCAUCACCAAGCUGGAUCUACAGUGGGUGCAGGUCUUGUCAGAAGGCUGGGCCAGCCCGCUGAAGGGCUUCAUGAGAGAGAGAGAGUUCCUGCAGGUCUUACACUUCGGCAACCUGCUGGAUGGUGGGGCCAUCAACUUGUCAGUGCCCAUUGUGCUGCCUGUUGCCUCGGAGAUUAAGCAGCAGCUGGACGGCUGUGCGGCGGUCGCUCUGGAGUACCAGGGUUCACGCGUCGCUAUUCUCAGGAACCCUGAGUUCUACCCACACUGCAAGGAGGAACGCUGCGCCAGGCAGUGGGGCACCACCUGCCCACAGCACCCUCACAUUAAGAUGAUUUUGGAGGGAGGUGAUUGGCUGGUAGGCGGUGACCUGGAAGUGCUGGAGCGAAUCAAAUGGAACGAUGGGCUCGACCAGUACCGCCUUACUCCACAGGAGCUGAAGCAGAAGUUUAAAGACAUGAAAGCAGAUGCGGUAUUUGCAUUCCAGCUGCGUAACCCGGUGCACAACGGCCACGCGCUGCUGAUGCAGGACACCAAGCGCCGUCUGCUGGAGCGCGGCUACAAGAACCCCGUGCUGCUGCUGCACCCGCUUGGAGGCUGGACCAAAGACGACGACGUGCCUCUGGCCUGGAGGAUGAAGCAGCACUCUGCUGUGCUGGAGGAGGGCGUCCUGGACCCCGCCAGCACCAUAGUCGCCAUCUUCCCCUCACCUAUGAUGUACGCUGGACCCACAGAGGUUCAGUGGCACUGUAGAGCCAGAAUGGUCGCCGGGGCAAACUUCUACAUCGUUGGCCGGGACCCAGCUGGCAUGCCUCACCCGGUGACUAAGCAGGACCUGUAUGACCCCACCCACGGAAGCAAGGUCCUCACCAUGGCGCCGGGCCUCACCUCCGUGGAGAUCAUCCCCUUCAGGGUCGCCGCCUACAACAAGACAAAGCAGGCGAUGGACUUUUACGACAAAGAGAGACAUGCUGACUUUGAGUUCAUCUCUGGCACCAAGAUGAGGAACAUGGCUCGCAGCGGAGACAACCCUCCCAAUGGGUUCAUGGCCCCCAAGGCCUGGAAGGUGCUGGUCGAGUACUAUACCUCUCUGCAGAAGGACAAGUAAUCAACACAGUGACAGCAGCACUGCAUCACUUCUCAAAGGGGGUUAUAUAUACAGUCUCCCCUCCAGUGGUAUUCUAGAUUAUUUUACACAAAAAUACUCAUUUUAAAUUGCUACAAAUAAUGAGUUAUUCUGGCAGGGGGUGGGUGUUUCGAACAAGUCUUCACCAAAUCAAAAGGUUUUGUAUUAUGCAGUUAGAUUUUUACAUUCCUUUAAAACUAUGUGAUUUUUGAAUCCAUUGUAUGUUUAUAUCCAUAUUAACUUAAGCUAUAUAUUUUAAUAAAUUAAAGGUAACUUGAGAUUCUUUUUGUAAUUUAGGAACACAUUCUGGGUCAUGGAAAUCAUUAUCAUAUGAAUUGUCUGAGGGAUGCUUGAAAAAAACAAAACACUUUUAUUGCAUUUUAUGGCAAUUAUAUCACUGUCUGUCCAGUUCUUUGUAUGACCUGUAUGAAAGAUGCAGUAUAUUACUACCUACAGUGCCUAUUUGUGUUACAUGUAUGGAUGUUGAUUAAUUCAUCAUGUUAAUGUUUCAUACCAUUGUGAAAUACAUCAGAGAUGUUUGUAUAAUGUGAAAGUGCCUUUCUCAAAUGUCAACAUUAUAAAACAGAAACUGUUGCUGAUGUUUGCCUGAAGUGUCUGAAAUGUCUCUGAGAUUUGAGUGAUUUUAUAAAGUGGGCAUGUGAAUUGAUGUAAUAAAGACUUUUAGGAAGACAAAUGCAGUAAUAAAGAAAUCUGUUAGUCAUUAUGAAUCAUUGGUGACUUCCUGACACUGGAAUAUUGCGCAAGAUUAUUUCUAAUAAACGAGGAUAUGCAACA